Molecule: messenger RNA, 2563 nt
Organism: Scleropages formosus (Asian bonytongue)
Lineage: Eukaryota; Metazoa; Chordata; Actinopteri; Osteoglossiformes; Osteoglossidae
Product: protein BTG1-like
Exons: 2
Coding region: 339-812 (157 amino acids)
Biological process (GO): negative regulation of cell population proliferation
Cellular component (GO): cytoplasm; nucleus
Source: RefSeq, a predicted model, not a curated record
AUGUCACCCCUUUGUGCUCUUCGACUAAAUGUGUCCAUUUACAGUAGGUAGCGCGUAGGAGAGCUCAUCUCGGGGUCGGUACUCCGCCGAAGUGUUGUACUGUUCAGCAGCGCUUUCGUGCUGAAACAACACGGUGCUCGACAAUUAACUGAAACCAACUUAUUCAGUUAAUUUCACAGAGUCGGCUGUGUAGUAGUAGAACUAGAAGAAGACGAGCACGAGCCACGACGCCGCCGCCCCACCGCACCGCGCGGUCAUUUCAUCAUUUUUUCAUUUCCGGUUUAUUUCUCGGACCCCGCAGUUGUUGUCGUUCCAGCGGCGAGGGAGCCUGGCCGGCCAUGGGGCCCGAAGUGGCGGCGGCCGCAGCCUUCGUGUCCAGCCUGCUGAGGACAACGGGUUCGCUGAGCGAGCGGCAGCUGCGCGUGUUCAGCGACGGCCUGCAGGAGGCGCUCGCAGAGCACUACAAGCACCACUGGUUCCCAGAAAAACCCCAGAAGGGUUCAGGCUACCGCUGCAUCCGGAUCAACCACGAGAUGGACCCGCUGAUCGGCCGGGCCGCGAACCAGGUCGGGCUGAGUGCUCACCGGCUCUUUGAGCUUCUUCCGAGGGAGCUCACCCUGUGGGUGGACCCGUUCGAGGUGUCAUACCGCAUCGGUGAGGACGGUUCCAUCUGCGUCCUGUACGAGGCAGAUUCGCCAACGGGCAGCCCGGAGCCCAGUGGUGCCGAAUGCAGCCGGUACCUUUGCCAGGAGGGCCUUCUGAUGGGCCGCCGCAGCCCACCGAAACACCGCCUGAUGACCGUCUCCAGUUAGGUUCUGGUGGGACGGUCCAGGACAUGACCCACAUCUCAACAAGGCCUUGCUGGUGCUUGUCUCAUUGACCUGCUGGCAUUUAACCAUAGAAGAUGCAUAACUUACUGUGGAUUCUUAACUUCUUGUGCUUUUUUCCAAUUUAUCUUUACUAAAAAUGGAGUAAUGAAAACACUCUUUGGGGCAUUUAAAGUCAGUGCCCAAUUAAGCUCAGGGUUGGGGACAAAUACAUUGCCUUAUAACUACUUUUGUCUGCUGAUCACGCAGUUGGGAGAAACCCCCCCCGUAACACAUUACACGUUAAAAACGAGGACCAGAGUUGCUAAAUAAUGUUUUAAAACCUAAAAUAUUAUAAAAUAAUGCUUAAAGACUGUAAACAGUAAAGACUAUUCUAUACUGUUUAUUAUGCAUCAUAUGACAUGAUGAACAAAUGUAUGUUUUAGGUCUGUUUUUGCAAGUAAUUAUUACAUUUUGAUAUUUACUCAUGGUAUGUCUGUGAGAUGCACAUGACUUCAGAGACCGAAUUACUGACAGGUCUCGCAGAUAUGGUUGUAGACACGAUCGUUACCGAAUAGUGCUUGUGUGUGGUCACUAAAGUGAGCAUUAGUGAACGUGGUCCAAAAAUGGUACCGUCAUUGACCGUAUAUGAUGUUAACCGUGCAGUGACUCUCUUUGCAGGCGACUAAUUUCCUGACGGAAGGGUUGCUUACGAGUGCCGAUUCUGAUGUUUCUCUUCGCACUUCUGAAACUUGCAGGUCUCAGUGAUUGUCCGCGGAUGUUGCGUACGUGAUAUUAAUAGAGCCCCCAAACGCUGCGUGUUUUAUUUCUUUGCUCGCGAAUUCUUCUUGUCAGCGUUCGUUUGCUGUCAUUACUUGGUCGCAUUCGGCACAUUUACAUGACAUUUAUUCUUUUAGCAGACUCUUUUGUACAAAGCGACAUACAACUCGGAGUAAAGAAAAGUGCGUUUCGUUAACAGCCAAAGAGCUUCUGAUACAGAUCCAUGAUUGUCGAUGCACUUAGUGUGUCCAAUACGACCGUUUUUGCGGGAGCACAUUACAUGAGUAGGUGCAUAUAGAAUUGAUAGGAAAUGCAAAGGUUUUUGUGACAGAUAAUGUAGAGCAAAUUACAUCAGGAGAAAAGUGGGUCUCAAAGAGAUGUGUUUUGAGACUCUCCUUGAAUGUUGAAAGAGAUUCAGCAGUUCUGAGGGAGAGAGGGAGCUUAUUCCUCCACAUGAGGGCCAGAAAGGAGAAUCUUUGGGCCUUUAAUUUUGGACCUCUUGUGCGACACCACCAAGCCGCCAGAGGUGAUCAGACUUCGUACUGAGUGCAAGAUGCAAAAUUGGAAUUGCCACUCAGCUGUUUUAUGAACGUAACCCUUCACAUUCUCCUCCAGGUUCAACCAAAGAUUUCCACUGUAAGUUUACUGUAUUCUGCCUUAACAUUUUUUAUGCUGUGAUAAAAGUGCCACUUGAACAAAUUCCGUGUUCUAUCUUCCAAGAAAAUAAAGUAGAAAAUUUAUACUUUCAUACUGUUUUGCUGCAGCCUUAAACACUACGUUGUGUCAGUCGUGCCAUGUGAUGGGAUGUUGUGAACCUGGACACAGUGGAAGACACUCGAAAUACCAGUACUUGUGUCUUCCAUGCUGGGAUGUGAUAUUUUAGGUAUUUCGCAGCCCCCCCUCCAUGGGCUGUUGAGCAACUUAAUAUAUUUUUUUGAUAAAUCUAUUAUUUCUAAGCAAUGUGAUGUAAAAUAUGC